UCCGCAAUAUCGCACACCAUGCCUCCCAAAGCUGCUCCGCCAGACCGGGCGAAUACUAUUCGAAUUCUUGUUGCGACCGAUAGCCAUGUCGGGUACAAUGAACGGGACCCGUAUCGUAAAGAUGACAGCUGGAAGACAUUCCACGAGAUCAUGACGCUUGCUAAGGAGCGCGAUGUGGACAUGGUGCUGCAUGGCGGCGAUCUCUUCCAUGAGAACAAGCCGUCCCGUGCUGCAAUGUACCACGUUAUGCAAUCACUGCGAUUGAAUUGUCUGGGCGACAAGCCUUGCGAGCUGGAGAUGCUGAGUGAUGCGAGCGAGAAUUUUGGCGGUGUCUUUGACCACGUCAAUUACGAAGACCCCGAUAUCAAUGUUUCCAUUCCAGUAUUUGCGAUUCAUGGAAAUCAUGAUGACCCGUCGGGCGAAGGACAAUACUCGCCAUUAGAUUUACUACAGGCUUCAGGUCUUGUCAACUACUAUGGGCGAACUUCAACCGUGGACAGCAUAGAGGUCAAACCAGUCCUGCUCCAAAAGGGCACCACCAAAUUGGCUUUGUAUGGUCUUAGCAACGUUCGAGACGAGAGACUGUUUCAUACAUGGCGAGAUGGGAUGGUGAAGUUUUUUCAGCCCUCUGUACAAAAGGAUGACUGGUUCAACUUGAUGAGCGUCCACCAGAAUCAUGUUGCUCACACCGAAACCAGCUAUUUGCCUGAAAACUUCCUGCCAGAAUUCAUGGAUCUGGUCAUCUGGGGCCAUGAGCACGAAUGCCUGAUUGAUCCAGUUUACAACCCAGAAACGGGGUUUCACGUGAUACAGCCUGGUUCAUCCAUCGCCACAUCGCUCAUGCCUGGAGAAGCUGUUCCUAAACAGGUAACUAUCAUCAGUGUUAAUGAGAAGAAGUUUGAGUGUGAACCCAUUCGACUCAAGACGGUGCGACCGUUCAUCAUGAAGGAGAUCGUUUUGAGAGACGAAGAUGAGAUCAAACGAAAAGAGUUGUGGCGAAUCAAAGACAACCGUGCUAAGAUUACCGCGUACUUGUCUACUGUUGUAGACGGUUUGAUUGAGGAGGCCAGACGUGAAUGGCUGGAGCUACAAGAUCACCACGAAGAAGGCGAUGACAUCGAAAUGCCUUUGCCGCUGGUACGCCUUAGGGUUGAAUAUACCGCGCCAGACCCCGGUCAAUUUGACGUUGAAAAUCCCCAGAGAUUUUCGAACCGAUUCCAGAAAAGAGUCGCAAAUACCAACGAUGUCGUGCAGUAUUAUCGAAAGAAGAAGGCGGCAACUCGCACCACAAAAAAUGUCGUAGAGCAGCCAGAUCUCGAAUCGCUUGGUGAAACCGUAAAAGUAGAGGCACUCGUCAAGGAAUUUCUGACAGCUCAGUCACUGACUAUUCUACCGCAAAAUUCAUUUGGCGAUGCCGUCACUCAAUUCGUCGAUAAAGAUGAUAGGCACGCCAUGGAGUCAUUUGUAGAAAACAGCUUGAGGACACAAGUGAAACAUCUCAUGGGUGCAAAUGAUGUGGAUGAAGAGGAAAUCAUGGAUGAGAUGAACCAGUACAAAACUCAACUGGAGGAUUUGUUCGCGAACGGACAGUUGAAAAACAAGAAGGGCAGAAAGAAGUUGAAACCUAAGCCCGAUCUCUGGAACAGCGAUUUUGAUGGGCCUUGGGAAGAUGAUCCUGGGUCUGUCAUGUAUACCGAUGACGACGCAGAACCAGAGGUGGGAGUCGCUACUGCGUCAAAGGCCUUAACUUCGCGAGGCAGAGGAAAGGCUACAGGCACAUCACGUCAAAGCGCUUCAACAUCCGCUAAAAAAUCUUCUGUCGCAUCCAAGAGUACCCGAGGCAGGAAGAAGGUUAUUGAAGAAGAGGAAGAUGACAUCGAGGAGGACGAUGACGUGGUCAUGCUCAGCAUUGACGACGAGGAUUCUGGGGAAGAUCUCUUUGUGAGAGACAGACGGGCUCCCGCGAGAAGAGCCGCCACGAAAGCUCCAGCACGGCCGGCAUCCCCAGCAAAGAAGACGCCAGUAGCACGGCCGCGAGCUCCUGCUAAGAAGCAAACCACGCUCAGCUUCGCUUCCCAGGCAUCAGCACGCCCGACACCUCGUGCAGCGGCGAGUCGUGCUAAGAAGGCACAGGAAGUGAGCGAAGAAGAGAUCUCGGACGAUGACGACGCUUUCGAGCCACCUCCCACUACUCGAACCACGCGAAAGAGGUGA
Molecule: messenger RNA, 2214 nt
Organism: Periconia digitata
Lineage: Eukaryota; Fungi; Ascomycota; Dothideomycetes; Pleosporales; Periconiaceae
Source: the annotation of a GenBank genome assembly